AGCAGCUCCGCGUGUCUGCCUUCUUUCUUCUUAUUUUUCUUCUGUAUUCUCUAUCUGGCCGCACUGGUGCUAAUAAAUAACCCGCUACUGUGUUUUUCUUGGUGUUUUAUCGGAAGUCGCUAUUCCUGCUGCUGAUGCCGUACGCAGGCAUGGGCUUCGCUUCUGUGAACCCAUAACGCUGGUCUUCACUCCUCAACAACAAGUAUAUGUAUAUAUAUAUAUUGUUCUUUGCAUCGCGCGGCUGCCGCCAUUUUCUGUCUUCUUCAGAUUGCGGCUUCGAAACAUUUAUUAAUAUCUACGUUUCUCUUUUUGAGUUUGACUCUGCUGUUUUCGGCUCCUUUCAUAAUAUGGAACCGUACUACCUCUUUUUCCUGGCUGGCACCGCCGUCUUUAUCAUCGCCUGCGUCAUCGUAGCGUUCGUUCUGCGGCUCCUCAGCCGUCGAAAACGUGAGGAGGAAGAAGGUGCAGUCGGAAGUGUCGCCUACCCGUACGUCGUGCACAGCCGUGAGGGCCACGAGCCGCUCUCCUCCACUGCGGAGCCGCACGGCAACACCUACCCCAGAGGCUACUACUUCCGCUUCCAACCACUCGACACACACGCGAAUCGCCGCCAAUCUGGGCACGACAGCGAGGACGAGGACGUGCGGCCCAUCAUGGGCGCUGAUGCGCAGGGCAUCCGCAUCUACCGGAGAGAGCCGUGCGAGGGUACGCUAGUGCUGGAUGACGGAGACGGGAGCGGCUACGGCGCCGCCGCGAGUCACACACGAUCGCGGGAGCCGAUUUACUACGGAGAAGCGGUGUACAUGUCACGUCCUGGCAGCUCCGUCCCACCGGCCGCACGCGUUGAGAAGCAAGACUAG
Messenger RNA from Leptomonas pyrrhocoris, 860 nucleotides. RefSeq lists its product as hypothetical. The transcript has a single exon. The coding region runs from base 207 to 860 and encodes 217 amino acids. Lineage: Eukaryota; Euglenozoa; Kinetoplastea; Trypanosomatida; Trypanosomatidae. The record is from RefSeq and is a predicted model, not a curated record.